AUGGAAGCUCUCGUCACCAGGAAAGUGACCUCCCACACACCGUCGCUGCCCCUGGACUCUGCAUGUUGGGACUACCUCAAGGGAUUCCCAUUGGCUGACGAGAACUUCAGGGUACCAUCUCGAGUCGAUGCUCUCCUGGGCGCUGACGUGUGCGGAUUCCUGUUUCUGGAGAAUCGCGUGGGUCCACCAGGUGUUCCUCCGCUAGUGCGGACUCCUUUUGGCUGGGCUCCGCUGGGACCAGUCCAAGCCUCGUCUACAACGACCAGAUCAGAUCAAUCGAGGAUCCUGCACGUCCGUCGAGAUGACGAUCUACAUACCUCGCUGCAGCGCUUCUGGGAGAUCGAAAACGUUCCGACGACAGCGCCCUUGCACCCCUCCGAGAUCCAGUGCGAGGAACAUUUUUCGAACACUCACUCGAGGGACGGUACGGGACGUUAUGUGGUACGUUUGCCAUUCUUCUCUCAACCGAUCGAAGAUGUAGGGGUGACACGAGUAACAGCCACCCGGAUGCUGCUAGCAUCGGAACGACGCCGAGAACGUGACCCGCGUCUCCGGGAGAGGUACGCUGCAUUCCUCGACGAGUACCUAAAAUUGGGCCACAUGGAACCGGUCACCGACCCAUCCAGGAUAUCGCCACGCUGCAGUUAUUUACCUCACCACGGCGUAUGGAAAGGAGAUGGCGACGAUGCGAAGAUUCGCGUCGUUUUCAAUGCAUCGUGUGUUUCCACGGGUAGGUCAUCGCUUAAUUCGGUUUUGUUGCCAGGUCCCAAACUGCAGAGUGAGUUAUGGAUGGUCCUCACACGCUGGAGACUUUUCCGAUGUGCUUUUUCUGCGGAUAUUGUUAAAAUGUUCCGUCAGAUACGAGUACACCCCGAAGAUCGUGAUUGGCAACGCAUUGUAUGGAGACCAUCACCCACCGAGGAAGUGCGGGACUUCCGUCUUACAACGGUCACGUACGGAACCACCCCCGCACCCUUUCUGGCUCUUCGGGUUCUCCAGCAGCUCGCCGAUGAUGAGGGCGAACGUUUCCCACGAGGAGCGGAAGCGUUGCGACAUCACUCAUACGUCGACGAUAUCCUGGCUGGAGCGGAUAACGUCCAAGAAGCAGAGGAAGUCCGACACCAGCUGGUGGAGCUUCUCACGGCGGGCGGUUUCCCCCUGGAUAAGUGGGCGGUCAAUUUCGACACUGCGAUGUUUGGCAAUCUCUCUACAGAGAAAUUGUUGCAGGUCAAUGACACUGUAGGGGCUUUAGGACUUCGAUGGGAUCCCAAGGCCGACUUACUCACGUUGCGAAGCUACCGACCAGUUGAGGAAACCUCUAAGACAUCGUGGACUAAGCGCGAGGUCGUCUCCGAAACGGCCCGUCUAUUCGAUCCCAUGGGAUGGUUCGCUCCAGUUUUGAUUCGGGCCAAGGUGCUGAUCCAGGAUCUCUGGCUUGCUGCUCUGGACUGGGACGAACCGUUAACGAAGACCAUCGACACGAACUGGGCUAACUUUCGACGUGAUCUGGAGCGUUUGGAGGUCUUGAAAAUCCCUCGCUGGACGGGCUCAGUAUCCGAGGAUGCCUUGGAGCUCCACGCGUUUUGUGAUGCUUCCGAACGAGCGUACGCAGCCGCUAUUUACCUGCGAGUUCCGCAUUCGCAUACGGCCGCUGACGUACAUCUUCUGGUCUGUAAGACGAAGGUCGCACCUACGAAACAGCAGAGUGUGCCUCGAUGCGGCUGUCGUUCUCGCGUGGCUCCAAGGACAUGCUUCGCGAUGGAAGCCUUUUGUGGCCCACCGAGUCGCGGAGAUCCAUGGUCUUCUCCCAGAGGUGCAGUGGAGGCAUGUGCGGACUUCUAA
Megachile rotundata (alfalfa leafcutting bee) is the source of this 1842-nucleotide messenger RNA. RefSeq lists its product as uncharacterized. Lineage: Eukaryota; Metazoa; Arthropoda; Insecta; Hymenoptera; Megachilidae. Gene Ontology annotation, biological process: DNA integration. The record is from RefSeq and is a predicted model, not a curated record. Gene Ontology annotation, molecular function: nucleic acid binding.